Molecule: messenger RNA, 6053 nt
Organism: Geodia barretti
Lineage: Eukaryota; Metazoa; Porifera; Demospongiae; Tetractinellida; Geodiidae
Source: the annotation of a GenBank genome assembly
AACUUUGAACCUCAGUACCAGACCACGCCUUCUUCGAUCGCUGUGUGUGGUUUGCGAGCCUCGGCUAGGGAUCGAGCUAACAUGUCGUCUUCUACACCUUCCCUGGGCGUCAGACCUUCACCAUCCAGCGACUCCCGGCGCAAGAGGCUGUCAAGAAGCGCCCAGCGUCGCAAAGACCGUUUCCAGACGCGGAGGACCCGCGGCGGGACCGCCGCCCACAGCGACGAGGUUACUACUGAAGGUGGCAGCAGGUCGGCGGCCAGACACGAGCUGGGAUCGAGAGAUGCGGACGAGGACGUGGAGGAGGGGACGCCGCGAAGAUGCUGGCCUUUCUUUCGCGUGUUCGUCGAGAAAAAAUACAUGCGGCAAUUUUUUCGUGUCUGUGCAUUUGUGAACCUUCUGUCUCUUAUAUUCUCUGCUCCGUUCGUGACCUGUUCCGCGGACGUGGGGAAGGGCAACGAGAGAUGUCAGAAGAAGUUCGUUUGGUUUGUGGUGAUCAUUUGCGUCGAUUUCCUCAUUAGCAUCCUAUACACCAUUCAAUUCAUCGCCAGAAUUGAGUACGCCAUCUAUCUUCGCGUCCAGAAAGAUCGUCCAGGAGGAGAGGCCAGGUACUCACAGCUAACCUCCUGGUACAGACUCAUCAACCUCACUCUUGUCACCGUAAGCCUCUGGUGGUCAGUCGUCAUUGGGAUUGCCCGAAGUGUGCGGGAGGGAGAAGACGGUAGCGACAUCAACCAGUACCUCUACCUGCCGGUGGCGUUCAGGAGUCUCGCCGUCCUCACCACCAUCCAGCUGUUUGUCAACGUCCAGCUGCCCAUCUCCGUCAAGGAGCUCCUUGGGAACAUCAAAUGGAAGCAGCUGUUUUUCGUGGCUCUCUUCUACCUGUUUUUUCUCUACAUCUACGCCCUGAUUGGCGUCCAGGUGGUUGGUGGGCUCGGCCAUCGAUGUGUCUACGUCGAUGGCAACACCAGCGAAAUGUCUCUGGCUGUCCCGGUCACCCACUGCAAUCCGUACGGAUCAGAAUACCAGAAGCAGUGCUACGGAGGCAGCAGUCGACCCGACGUCAUCCAGUGCAUGAUCUUCCCCAAGGAUUCUCAGCCCUACAACCUCGCCUUCAGGAAUCAGGUCUACUUCGGGCAGUUCAGAUCCAUUGUGGACGCAGUGUUUGCUGUCUACGAGGCCACCAGUCUGGAGCUCUGGUCCUUCUUCUCCUACACAGCGUCUGACGGAGCUCCAUCUCACAUGGGUGUGCCCGCCCUCUUCUACUUCACCAUGGUCUUCUAUCUCGUCAUUUUUGUCCAGCAAAGUAUAUUUCUGGUGGUGAUCAUCGAGUCAUUUGCUGAUCUGAGGAGCGGUAAGGCGAUUGGAUCUGCACCGAAAACCAAAGACAAGCCACUCAUUGUGUUGACAGAGCAGGCGAGUGCUGUUGACCUGGGAGACAGACUAAAACUGCAGACCCAGAGGACGGAGGAAUCGGUCGAGUUUACCAACAGCCUCCACAAGUGGUACACGAGCCGGGCGGAGAAGGUCUUCCUCGGCCUGGUCGCCAUCGACGCCCUAGUGACAGCUCUCAAACACACCGACAUGGACGAAAACCUGGCCAUCACUCUCCAAGUGUGGCAGGGACUGGUGAGUGUCAUCUUCCUCGGUGAGGUUGUGGGACUGGCAAUAUUCCACCUGGUCAACACCAACCAGUACUCCCUCUUCCUCCGCAACCCGUACUACUGGUACCUCAUCAUUGUGGCUGGCGGAAGCCUUGUCGCUGCUCUGCCUCUCAAUAACUUCUACUAUCCUCUCAGUGCCGGGAACAUACUGGCUGUCUUUCAGGCGGCUCGUCUUCCCCGGCUGCUGAGAGCCCACCACACCAUCAAGAAGUUCUUCUUCAAGAUAGUGGGAGACGGAACGAAGCUGCUGGUCAUCAUUCUGCUCACGGGCAUCUUCCUCGUGGUCUUUGCCGUCAUCAACAUACAGCUGUUCGGCUACAUCGCCCCCAGCCAGGAAUGCAAGGCAUUCGGAAACGGACCCUUCGAAAAUUUCUUUGUGGCACUGCAGUCCAUGUUCCAGCUGAUCAUGCAGGAGGGCUGGAGCGAGGUCAUGAGCGAAGUCAUGUGCCACAGGGGCACCUGGUUCCCCAUCAACUUCUACUUCAUCUGUCUCCAUCUCAUCGCCUCCCUGAUUCUCCUGAACUUCUUUGCGGCUGUGAUCCUUGACAACUUGGAUUACGACGAGGACACGAAGAGGGAGCUCCUCCAGCAGGUGGUGGAGAAGAACACGACACGGACGGUACCCGUUCACCUACGAGUCCUCACCGCCUGCGGACCCAAACUCAUCUCGGCUCCGAAGAUCUCGGCCGCCGCAGCCGCAGCCGGCGUCGAGGCCCCCAACCUGACGGUGGCCGACGUCAAGAGUUUCUAUGAGUCCGGAGAGACGAGGGACGCAAAGGAGGCUGCCAUCGUCCCCGGGGGUGCUGCUGCGGACCAGGCAUUUCCACAGCAACAGGCUCCGCCCACCACCGCCGCCACCCAGAGACGGUCGUCGGAGCUGUCGGAACUGAACCUCCUGUCUGUGGACCCCCAUGUCUCCGUGUCCUCCAGCCACCACGAGAGAUUUCAGUUGAUUCAGGGUAUUCUGGAGAGCGUGCGGUGGCUGAGGAAGCUCAACACGGACCAGGAGGGCAGGAGACCCGGACUGGACGGAGUCGGAGGACGAGGGGGGCUCUUUGGGGGCCGAAGAUCUCAAGACACCUCCCAGCCAGUUGAAGACGAGUUUGACCAGUAUCGGGCCAAGUACCGCCUGUUUGACAGCGCCCUAUUUAUCAUGUCCCCCGACAACCGACUGAGACGGUUUUGCAGGGCGGUGCUCACGCGGCAGAUGAGUGAGCCCCCGUUCGUCAGGACUCGACUGACUCCAGUCAACCUCAUCAAGAACAGGUUCUCCUACUACAUCCGCUACCUGGUGAGUCGUCUGCCCUACUUCUCCUGGCUGAUGGUGAUGAUCACCCUCUCGGCCAUCGCAGUCCAGCUGGCCGAGCUGCAGACGAGGUUCGGCAGACCCGCCAACAUCAUCCUCAACACCACCACUACCUCAGACGUCCGUGUCCCCGUUGACAUGGAGCCUGUCUACUUCUGGACCGCCGACUUCCUAUUUGUCCUGUUCACCCUCGUCGAGCUCACCCUCAAGAUAUUGGCAAACGGGUUUUUCCUGAACCCCGAUGCAGCCAUCCGCAGUGUGUGGGACGUGAUGGACUGGGUGGUCGUCAUCUCGUCCGCGGCCGUCCUCAUCCUCAACACCUCCGUCUGCGGUGCCGCCGUCCGUCAGACCCUCGCCCUCUCCCACCUCCCUCUCUACCUCGUCGUGCUCCUCUGCGUCCGCGCCCUGCGUCCCCUGCGAGCCAUCAGCCUCGUCCCGCAGAUGCGCCGAGUCAUCUACGACGUGCUGCUCGGCUGGAAGCAGCUGCUGUUCGGCGUUCUCGUCCUCCUCUUUGCCAUAUUCAUGUUUGCCAGUCUCGGUGUCCAGCUGUUUGCAGGGGACUACCCGGAGGGUCCACAGGCGUUCUGCAACGACCCGUCCAGCCGGUCGCUGGCCGAGUGUCUCCGCAGUCCGACGGUGAGACUCAGGAUCACCACGUCCAGAGAGUUUCUUCCCAACUCAAACUACUCUCCCAGCAUCCUGGUCCCCACAGUCUGGUACACCCAUCGUCGGGAUUUUGACUUUGACAACACACUGAAGGCGAUGCUGACAAUGUUCGAGGUGCUGACUCUGGAGGGGUGGUUGGACGUGAGGGACAUGCUCGUUCGCGACCCUGUCUCCCCGGGAAUUCCCAGCACGCAGGAGGCCUGGUACAUGGCCGUUUUCCUGCACAUCUUCAUCUUCUUCGGAGUCAACAUUGGUCUCCAGCUGUUUGUGGGCAUCGUCGUCAACAACUUCAACGCCAACAAGCCGGGCAACACGGCCCUUCUCUCCGUGGGACAGAAGAGGUGGACAGAUCUGGUGCUCAGGAUCUCUCUCCUGCGACCUGUCAAGAGACCCACUCCACCUGAACACAACAGGUUUCGUCUGUUUCUGUACAGAAUUGUGAUCCACAGACGAUUCACUCACUUCAGUACCGUCAUGAUUCUCCUUCAGUCCUUCUGCUUCUGUCUUCCAUGGAGUACUGGUCGAUCAUCUGCCACAGUCACACUCAUAUCUCUGGUGAUUGUCUUUGCUCUCUACUUCACCCUAGAGCAAUGUGUCAAGAUGCUGGCGUUUGGUCCAAAGGGCUAUUUCGGUAGCUGGAGAACCAUUGCAGACACACUCAUCUCGCUGCUGGGUCUCUGCUAUAUCGUGUGGGCUCUGGUGGUGCUGGCACACGGGUAUAGCUCUGUGACUCACCAGACCAGAACGGAUUUGGCCAAUUUUGCCGUCAGCUAUGCUGUGCUGAAGUGUUUCACUAUACUUGGGAAAUAUAGUAUCAUGCAGAACCUGAGUAUCACCGUGGCAAGGACGUUGAUCGGUUCGACGCCACUCCUCUUUGUCCUCUUCCUCAUCAUCCUCACCUACGCCUUUGUCGGGGCCAUCAUCUUCUCCAACCUCCGCACGGGGGAAGAAAUUUCGUUCAGUCGGAUCAACUUUGACGGGGCGUUCCCCUCCUUCUCCCUGGCGUUCCGCGUCAUGACUGGUGAAGACUGGCACCACCUCAUGCGGGAUGCAAUGAUUGGGAACCACUACUGCUCGAAGCUGGACGGGAAUUGCGGGAACGUGGUGGCUGCCGCAUUCUGGUUCAUCACGUACUACAUCCUGAUCACGGUCUUCCUCCUCAACAUCAUCAUUGCCCACCUCCUGGAGAACUUCUCCAUCUUCUACAACGAGGACGACACCAGUAUCAGCCACGCCGUCAUCAAAGACUUCCGAGAGAACUGGCUGCACUUUGACAAGACUGCACAGGGUACCAUAAAGUCCAGUCGGAUCAAGCUGUUCCUGAGAACUCUUCGACUUCCACACUACUACACCUACAGUCUGACUGAAGUCAACGGAAUAAAGUUCAAGAUUAGAGACCAGGUCCAUCCGCUGACAGACUCACUGAUACUGAGGGAGAUGGCCGAGGAGCUACAGCGGGGACCCCACGGAGGAGGAGGAGGAGGGGGAGGGGGUGGGAAGUCGCUGCUGAGCAAACAGCUGAGCGAGGAGAUGCUGAUAAACGAGGAAGAAGGAGACCACUCAUUUCAGAGUGUCCUCAAGAUGCUGGCCUAUCGUGCCGAGGACAUUUCCCAGAGAUUGGAGCCACAGGAGCUCUACGACAGACAGGAAUUGGAGGAGAGCAUACAGUUUGAUGUUGCCGAAGAGUGUAUUCUGAAGUGGAUCAAGAAGUAUGUGAAGCCGAUAGUGCUGGAGCGGCAGGACGAUGGGCAGUCAUCAGUGGAGGAAAACCAGAGGCGAUAUCCACCACCUCCAAGAAUGGACUCUUUGUGGCCAAUAGAGGGGACCGACGCAGGACUGUCUAUGACAGUGGAUGACACAGACGAUGACGAGAUGGAGUUUACGUCCCUCUCCAGUAACCCCAUGCUCCGUCGCAAGUGGCUCGGGUCUCCCUCGCUCCCGACCUCAGAGGAGUUCCCGGAGCCACCACCCAGGGAGACGAGAGAAGACCAGCAGGCCAGCCACGAGGAGAGGCUGGUGACCCAGUCUUACUCCCGACUGGCCCAGAUGUCCCUCACCCCCUUCACCCAGGGAGGAGGCGCCAGGGGGGAGGACCGCUGGCACGACUGGUUCAGGAUGCAGCGAGAGUGGAGCGAGAACGUCGACAGUUCACACCAGAACUACUUUGACGAUUGUCUAUAGCUCCCCUCUCUGUCAAACAUGACUGUUUUUAAAUUAGACUAGGAAUUGAUCAAAAAUUCAAACUGCUUUUCAUUGCAUCACUCUGUGUACAUUUUAAAGACAACUCUGAGUUUUGUGUUUGCAAGCAUCGAACAUUACGAUUCCCUGAGUUACCAGCAAAUUUUAGAGGUUUAGGAGAGCCAUCAUAAAAUUUACGAGCAACCUUAUACUCGGUCGUGAAUCCGUGUGGCUGCCAC